Molecule: messenger RNA, 2362 nt
Organism: Cloeon dipterum
Lineage: Eukaryota; Metazoa; Arthropoda; Insecta; Ephemeroptera; Baetidae
Exons: 10
Coding region: 156-2327 (723 amino acids)
Biological process (GO): regulation of DNA-templated transcription
Cellular component (GO): nucleus
Molecular function (GO): transcription coregulator activity
Source: RefSeq, a predicted model, not a curated record
CAAUCAAAUCGAAGCUUGCCUCACGUAAUGCGCCCCCCUCGUCAGCUGUACGCGCUUUUCGGCCCGAUUAACGCAGGUACCGACCUCUGACGCGGGCUGCCGACACCUUCUCGGCACACUGCGCGUCGACGGCCGACGCGUCAGGUCCUGCCGACAUGGCGGCAACGCCGCCCGACGUCACCCCCGCGAGAUCAUCGUCCCUCGCAGGAGAAAAUGGCGUUGCUGGUCAGACCUCGACCGGCACCCCCGCCUCCGCAAUGCCCGCCGACACGGCUGCACGGUGGCCUCCGGGCUGCGUGACCCCCAGGAAGAGCCCUUCCGAGGGACCGGCCUUCAGGUCGGUUAAGAAGUUGAGCCCCCUGAAGCAUGUCACGCCCAUAUUAAAAAAAUACAACGCCCAGCGCAAGGCCAAGUCGGCCAAGAAACCCCUCACCGUCGCACUCACGAAAAAGAAAAAUGCGCGCCGACGGAAAGACUCUGGGUCGUCGUGCUCAGACAUCGAUUUUAGGUUUCAAUCCAGUCCUGAAAAAGUCGAGUCUGUUUCACCUGACAAAGGGUUCCUUUCUUCUGAUGACCAGCAUUUGCGUACUCCAUCUCCCGCGUGUGCCUGUCCAGAGGAUGAGCCAAUGGAAGAAAAUGAUUUCGACGCACCCUCAUCACCUUUAGUAAAGGACAAUGCAGAGGAUCUUGCUGCGUUGAUGCACGCCAGCUCGAAUGUGAUUCCCGGCUUAAAAGGCAAGACAAACCUAGCAAAGAGAAGAAAACACAUGAAAGAAGUAGAAGCCACGCUGCAGAUCCUGAUGCAAGAAGACCCUGCGGCGGUUGACCAGAGAGAAAACCAUAUUGCAGCCGCGUACAUGCGAAGAGUGCACCAGGUGCUCUUGGCAGAGGGCGAGAAGGGCGAAGAGACUUUAAACCUCUUCUUCGAAGCUCUGCUGGACGCGGAGCCGGUACAGAAUACAGAAGCCGGAAUCCAGCAGUUGUUCAAGACUGUUAGCGAGCUGUUCAAAGGAAAAAACGAAUUGUUGGAUCCAUUCCUUAGCUUUUUGAAACCAUGCGAAGCUAAAGCCUGCGGCAAAGCCAUGGAACACAUGGAGCUCGCCAACAUGACUGAUUUUUUGAUAAAGGCUGAGGUAGCCUUUUCAAAGCAGCCACAAGUGCUCAAGAUUAUUCUUGGUCAUUUGACCACUUUGGCUGAAAAACCAGACUUGAAGGAGGAAGAGCUGAAGUCUGUGAUACUGCCUUUGCUAAAGGGCCACCCACUCUUGAAAGACUGCUUUUUGCAACUGCUGCCUGACUCAAAGCCACCUGAAAGUUUGAUGUAUAACUUCGAAGAACUUCAAUUUUUUAAUGAUAGUGCUGAGGUUAACGAUCAAGGUUAUGAGAUUUUGAAACUUCCACCUGAUGAUUCUAAAGAUUUGGCUGGAGGAGACAACUGCCCCUGUCCUUGCCACGACAACACGGAUGAUGAAAUGCUCAAGUCGAAAGCCAACCACUGCAUUUCAUGUGGCACAAAGUACAUAAACGGAAAGGUCUACAUGGUGGUCAAUAGACAAUUGAAGCCGGCAAGGUUGACCUUCCUGAAUGAAGACAUGCAGUCAGCCAUCAAGCGGCUCUCGGUGGAGCCUGCGGACAAAACCCGAACGAGGCGUAUAAGAACCAGCAACUCGUUGUCUACCGUCAAUCCGCAGGUGUCAAGCCCUCCGAAAUGUCCAGAGUCCGAAAACGAGGACUCUGAGAGCUGGAGGGUCGACUCGGACUGCUCCCCUCCGAAACGCUGUGAAUUGGUGCCACCCCAGGAACAGGAAGUGGCGGUCGAUCAGAAGCCUAUUGUGCAGAUCAAGGCAAACAUCGACCUGCUCAGCCCUGGCAGCUCUGAAAAUAGCAGGGAAAUGCUCAGCGGCCAGGAAGAAUUGAUCGUCUGUGAUGAGGAGAGUUUGGACUUCCUGGAUGACGAAGAGUCGAUGGAAGAUGAGGAGAUUCCCGAGGACGACCAGGACGAGGAUGAAUCAAGCGUCGAUGGUGGUGAAGAAAUCAACAUCAUAAUGAAGCAGGAAGAAAUUGAAGUCAAAGCCAAGAGCUGCCCUGAUAGCCCAGUACAGGAACAACUGCUUGUGCCCAUAAAGCUAGAGGAGGAAUUUUGUGAUGAAUGGACCAGAGAUGAAGAUAAAAUAAUCCUUCAAGUCAUCGAACAGAACAGCAACGCAAAUAUGAUCGAUGAGGCCAAGGAAUUACUGCCAAUGCGUUCGGAGUGUCAGAUCCGGAAACGCUUCGAGACCCUCAUGAAAUUAUUAACUAAAAUGUCCAGUGAGGCCAGUGGAGAAUGAUAGAUCAACGAAUAAAAUUAUGCAAUCAAAUAAAG